Molecule: messenger RNA, 729 nt
Organism: Carya illinoinensis
Lineage: Eukaryota; Viridiplantae; Streptophyta; Magnoliopsida; Fagales; Juglandaceae
Exons: 2
Coding region: 1-729 (242 amino acids)
Source: RefSeq, a predicted model, not a curated record
AUGGACGCCGAUUCGGAACUUUCACACGUUGAUCAUGAAAUAUGGGGGGACGACAUAGAGGACAAGUUCAUUAACAUGAUGUACGUUGACACCCUUAGCGGUUCACUGAGGGCUGGAAAGAUCACAGCUAGGGACCAUGCAAACUAUGUUGCACGCCUUACAUCUCUAGGUUUCAAGAUGUAUGAUGUGACCCAAGUUAAAGGAAAAAUACAUAGGCUAAAGCAAAUGCAGCGUCUUUUCACUGGCCUGAUGCACCAAAUUGGUAUGGGAUGGGACCCCGAUACUAAAAUGGUUUUAGGGAGCGACCAACAUUGGGCAAAUGCUAUUAGGGCCAACCAAAAAUUGAAGAAGUUUCGUACCUUUGGCUGUCCACGAUAUGCAAAGUUGCGUACAAUUUUUGGUGCUAGCGUUGCCAUGGGCACACUCCACCAUGCAUCCACCGAACCACCACCAGAUUUGGACAAUGAGGCGCAUCUUGAUGCAGAGAUGCGACGUCGGGGCCAAUCACUUGGCAUCCAAUCCGGUGGGGAUUUGAUUCAUGAUGGCUUGAUGCAGUUUUCCAUGGACAUGGGGCAGCCAUCGAGUUGCUCCUCUCGACGGCGUCAAAAGGAACGGGCAAUCGACAAAACUGAUGAGGAAAUAUCGAAAAUGUGUGCAGCGAUAACGUGUUCCUAUGAAGCAAGUCGAAAGUCUUAUGAGAGUAGAGGGGAAGCAUCAGGGGAAAAGUGA